Molecule: messenger RNA, 2455 nt
Organism: Micromonas pusilla CCMP1545
Lineage: Eukaryota; Viridiplantae; Chlorophyta; Mamiellophyceae; Mamiellales; Mamiellaceae
Exons: 2
Coding region: 89-2419 (776 amino acids)
Biological process (GO): intraciliary transport
Cellular component (GO): cytoplasmic dynein complex
Molecular function (GO): dynein heavy chain binding; dynein light chain binding
Source: RefSeq, a predicted model, not a curated record
CGCGACCGGGCGAGGCGGCGUCUCGGUGCCCCGAGCGUCCUCGCGGGACCGCGCGAGGCGCGCGAGGCGCGCGGUCGCGCCGGGCGGGAUGGCGGACGACGAGUACGAGGACGACUUCGAGAGCGACGAGAACGACGACGGGUCGAGCGAGGACGAGUACGAGGACGACUUCGAGGACGACGUUCCCGCGACGCCGAGGAACGCCGCGCCCGCGGGGUUCGAGGAUCCCGAGGAUCUGGCGAGACGCGACGACGCGAGGCGGAGGGAUGAAUACCACGCGGCGCGACCGCCCGCGCCGGCGACGCUGGCGAUCCAUCCCGCGCGCGGCUUCAGCUUCGGCGACGAGUGCGCGGCGAUGAACCGCGCGUACAGGCGUCGGCGCGCGCGUCGAGUCGGCGAGCGCGCGUCGACGUCGGCUUCCUCCGAGGCGACGGGGACGACGACGGCGGCGCGACAUCCGACGAGACCGACGGACGCGCGACGGCGUAUCAAACGCUUCGCGCUCAUCGCGCGCGCGGUGAAGCUGACGCACGAAGACGCCGCGUGCGCGGCGGAGAGCAUCGUGGACGUCGCGCCCAUGGACGCGCGGACGAUGCAUCUUCGAGGGAUCGGAUCGAGCGCGGGGUCCAACGCGAAACUCGCGACGACGCAGACGAGAGGCGGCGACGACGUCCGCGAGUUCACGACGCAGACCGAGCUCGGCGACCGCAGAGACGUCGUGAGCCAGUGCCCGGAGGACCUCGGGACGAGCCGCGAGCGGUGCGAGGCGAUGCGCGGCGUCGCCGGCGUCGAUUCGCGCGAGGAGAGGCGGGCGACGGCGGCGAGAACCGCGACGCGUUGGGCGAGGGCGACCGGGGAUCUGCAGCACAGCAAAGACCGGCGCCUGAGCGCGUUCAUCGCGCGCGCGGGCGCGUGCGCGGACGUGCUCCUGCGCGAGCGGCGCGUCGCGAGCGGCGCGACGUGCGGCGUCAUGCGGCGCGCGAACGGCGAGAUGAAGCCCAACGCGGUGAAGGGCGCCGCGGGCUCGCUCACCGCGGGGUACGUGGCUCUCCACGACGACGCGCUCACGAGGAACCGCCGCGUGAUGGCGACCGCGUUCGCGCCAUCCGGGACGCGAACCGGCGCGGCGUCGCUGCUCAUCGCGUACGGUCCGAGCGACGCGCGCGCGCACGGAGUGGAAGGGGACGGGCUGCUGUUGGUUUGGGAUUUAGCCGCCGCCGCGACGCCGCGGCCGUCGGCGGCGAUGCGAUGCGAGGGCACGCCGACGUGCGUCGCGUGGGGGCCGGGGCGCGCGCGCGCGCUCGCGUUUUGCGGCACCGAGGACGGCGCGUUGUGCGCGUGGGACUUGCGCGAGCUGGAGGAUCACCACCGCGCGGGAGGCGGCGGCGGCGAGGCGGGAUCCGCGGACGAGUCGGAGAAAUUCCCCGUCCUCCGCGGCGGCGCGAUCCGACGGCCGUCGUACUGCACGGAAGCGCACUCCGCGACGUUCCCGGAGGACGGCGGGUCGAUCGUGUCCGUGGGCGUCGCGAUGGACGCCGUCGGGGACGACGACGCGACCGGAACCGGCGACGACGCGCGCGGGAAGACGAGCGAGUUCCACGUCGUCGCCGUCGACUGCUGGGGCGUCGCGAACUCGUACCUCGUCUCGACGCUGACGAAACGAGAAGCCGCGGACGCGGCGCUGUCGGACAUGGGCAUGCGGUUCGGGUCUCGCGUCCGACUCGUGAGGGCGUCUUCGGAGCUGAGGUACGGCGGCGAGGGCGACCGCGGCGGGAGCGGCGGGCAGCGCGUGAGAGACGCGGUGGUCGUGAAUCGAGCCGGGCUCGCGUCGGAGUUUUUCGUCGCCACCGAGUCCGGGCGAGUCCUUCGCGGGGCGCGGUACGGCGUCGCGCCGCUCCCGAGAGCGUUCGCGCUGUGCGAUCCGCUCGAGCCCGGUCGCGGCGCCGCGGUCGCGCCGAUGAACGCGGCGGUGUCGAUCAGUUUCAACCCGGUGUUUGAACGCGCGUUUCUCGCCGCGCACGUCAACGGUUCCAUCGGUUUGUACGUCGACGCGAGAGGAAGCCUCGCGCUUCGACGGUGGGACGGCGUCACCGGCGGGGAGAUCGUGUGCGUGCGCUGGUCCCUCGCGCGACCGUCGAUGUUCUUCGUGUUGGACUCGCUGUGUUACGUGCACGUGUUCGACGUGCUCACGCGAGCGACGAACGAUCCGAUCCACGUGGAGUGCUUCGGUAAGGUUGAACGCAUCGUCUCGCUCGAGCUCGCCGCCGCCGGGGACGACGACGGCGACGGCGGCUCGGGGAAGCAGUACCUCGCGUCGUUGGCGUACGAUGACGGACGGACGGACGUGCACGAGAUAAGCGCGGAGUUUAAGCGGUGUACUAGGGAGGAGAUGGACGCGACGCGCGCGUUGCUCACUUAGAGGUUAGAGGUUUUGUCUCUCGUCGAUCGCGAUGCU